Messenger RNA from Adineta ricciae, 513 nucleotides. The record is from the annotation of a GenBank genome assembly. Lineage: Eukaryota; Metazoa; Rotifera; Eurotatoria; Adinetida; Adinetidae.
AUGCCAUCAUCGUUGAGAACAUCUUGCACACUCGCAGAAGAGCAAAUAACUAUCUAUGGUAGUUUUCUUCUAUUCGCCAUGGGUGCAGCAGGUUCAGUACUCAAUAUUCUUGUUUUUCUUACUCUUCGCGCGUGCCGACAAAGCUCAUGUGCUUUUUAUCUCACUCCCAUGUCUGACGUUAACUUAGGAUACUUACUGAAUUCCGUAUUACCUCGCGUUCUGUUAGUGGUGUAUGGUAAUGACGGAACCAAGAAUUCGUUAUUUUAUUGCUGGUUUCCAAACUACUUAGCCACAGUGUGUUCAAUCUUAUCUUUAACAUGUUUUUGCUUAGCUACCAUGAACCAAUAUUUCGCUGCAUGUACUCGAUCUCGAUUUCAUCGAUGGUGUAAUAUCAGAUUCGCUCAACGCUUGGUCAUAAUUUUUAGUGUUGUAUGGAUUCUACAGUAUUCCAUAUCUUUUUUCUCUUUAAUCAUGUUCGUUCAUCCAUUUCUCAAAAAAUCGACCGUGUCAUGA